GUCAAAGUCAAAAAGAGAUUUAGUUGCAUUAAAGUAUUUUUCUAUUUUAUUAAUUUAAAUUAACGUUUAAUCACAAUGAUCCGCAAAGAAAACAUAUCCAAAUUUAUCGAAUUCAGUUUCACUUAUCGUCAAUGAUGAAAUUAUUUACACGCAGGUUUUUAAACGAAACUAGAAAAGUAGGCUAUUUUUAAAUAAAGUGACUUCAUUGAGACAGCUCGAAAAAAUGAAUCGCAAACGCAAAUCCGUCUUUAGCGAUGUUUACAGCAGAGAAUUCAACAACAAGAUAAACAUUUACAGUACUGCAAAAGAUGACGAAAGCCUCGUUCAACGAUUGGGCUUACUAAAAAAGCUCCAGAUCCACCAGGGUUGCGUCAACACCAUUUGCUGGAACGAUUCUGGUGAAUACAUACUCUCCGGCUCGGACGAUCAGCAUUUGGUCAUCACCAACGGCCACAAUUACAAAGUAUUAGCGAACCACAGCACUAAACACCACGCUAACAUAUUCAGCGCCAAAUUUCUACCGUGCACCAACGACGAACAAAUCGUUUCGUGUUCGGGAGACGGCAUAAUCAUUCACACCGAUUUGAACCGCAACGAUGGAUCGUUCGACAAGCUGUUCAAUUGCCACGCCGGCACCACCACCUACGAAGUCAUCACCAUUCCCAACGAGCCCUAUUCGUUUUUGAGUUGCGGCGAAGACGGCACCGUCCGGUGGUUCGAUUUGCGGUGCAAGAGCAGUUGCUACAAGCCCCGCUGCAAGGAGGACAUCAUCGUGUCCUGUCAAAGGGCCGUCACCGCCUUGGCUCUGAGCCGAACGGCCCCCUAUCAAUUGGCCAUCGGCUGCGCCGAUUCCUCCGUGAGAUUGUACGAUCGAAGGUGUCUGAGCACCCAAACCGGCGACAACGCGUUAGUUCAGCCUGUACCGUUUUGCACGUUCGUGGCGCCGCAUUUCGGCAACGAGAGACACUACAGAAUAACAUCGUUGAGCUAUAGUAGAGACGAGCGAGAUAUGCUCGUUAGCUAUUCUUCGGAUUACCUUUAUUUGUUUAGCGUUUCGGAAAACACCGUGACACAACUCAAAAAGCCGGCGAAAAAAUCGUCUCCUUGGGACAAAAUCAAGGCCGUCGCCGGUAAAAGAGAAAGGAUGUCGCCGAUACCGGUCAGGCGGUUGAGAUUACGAGGCGAUUGGUCGGAUACAGGACCCGAUGCUCGUCCCGAACGCGACAACGCUUCUUCAGUUAGUUUGGGCCAGGCCAGGCCGCAGCUCCAGGCCACUCUGAUGCAACGCAUGACGGACGUGCUGUCGCGCAUGUUGAACGAUCCCAUGACGAGGGCGGCGCUGAGCGCUGGCGGCGAAGAUUCGGUCGACGCCGACGAAAGCGCCCGCGGAAAUUUGGAAACCAGAAACGCCGCCGAAGACGCGCCCGCCGCGCCGGCCGACGUCGAAGUCAACAAUCCAGAACAAAGCGGAAACGCGCCGACGAAUCCGGAAACGGACUCGUCCUCGCCUCGUACGGGCAUCACCAGCCACCUGCACAACCAUUUGACGGCGUUGCGCAAUUUGCGCGAGGGUUUCAUCGAACAGCACGGCGCCGAGCCGUCGGUGAGCUUCAGAUAUUCGCAGCAGAGCACGUCGAAUUCGACUAUCAGUCUGCGCGUGAGCAACAGAAGAGAGGUGGACGAGGACGUCGCGACGGCGCCGUCGACGUCCGAACGGGAGGAGAGCAACGGGAACGAACCCGCCGAGGAAAUGGCUACGGACGUCGAGUUAGAUUAUGACGAGGAUGAGGAGCCCGAUGCGGAGGAUAAAGUCGAAGAGAAGCAUCCGAUAUACGAAGCUGAGAUGAAAAUGAAGUACACCGGUCACAGAAACUCUAGAACGAUGAUAAAGGAGGCGACGUUUUGGGGCGACGACUACGUGAUGUCGGGUUCGGAUUGCGGGCACGUGUUCAUUUGGAACCGGCACACGGCCGAUUUGAAGAUGCUGUUGCAGGCCGAUCAGCACGUGGUCAAUUGCCUGCAACCGCAUCCGACUCUGCCGAUUCUGGCGACCAGCGGGAUCGAUCACGACGUGAAACUCUGGGCGCCCAUUCGAGAGGAGACUUCUUUCGAUGGCAAAACGGCGGCCGAUUUAAUUACAAGAAACGCUAUAAUGUUGGAGGAAACGAGAGAUACCAUUACCGUACCGGCGGCUUUUAUGAUAAGAAUGCUGGCCUGUUUGAAUCAAAUUCGCCGCGUGGCGAGGUCGAGGACGAAUCGGAGGAGGGAAGACGAGCCGGAGGAUUCUUGAAUCGCAGAGAUGGUUUAUUUUAUUU
This is a messenger RNA of Phyllotreta striolata, 2315 nucleotides long. NCBI's taxonomy places the organism in Eukaryota, Metazoa, Arthropoda, Insecta, Coleoptera, Chrysomelidae. The record is from the annotation of a GenBank genome assembly.